Molecule: messenger RNA, 1186 nt
Organism: Neodiprion fabricii
Lineage: Eukaryota; Metazoa; Arthropoda; Insecta; Hymenoptera; Diprionidae
Gene: Phf5a
Product: PHD finger-like domain-containing protein 5A
Exons: 3
Coding region: 220-552 (110 amino acids)
Biological process (GO): mRNA splicing, via spliceosome
Cellular component (GO): U2 snRNP; U12-type spliceosomal complex; precatalytic spliceosome
Source: RefSeq, a predicted model, not a curated record
UUUCAAUAAUCAUAGCAAGUUUAAAUUUCAAAUUCCUUGUAUUUCCGUUUGAAAAUGUACCCUCUGGUGGCGGGUGAAGGUACCGAUGUUGAAAAUUAAUUUGAUACCGAUACAUCCGUUUUCGGUAAGGUCGGUCAUUUUCAAAAAGUUGCCAGUUGAUGUCGACGAAAUAAUUUUAAGUAUUCUGAGGUAUCCGAAGGACGCUAAUCAUUCCAAAGCAUGGCUAAGCAUCAUCCAGAUUUGAUAUUUUGUAGGAAACAGCCGGGCGUUGCUAUUGGUCGAUUAUGUGAAAAGUGUGAUGGAAAAUGUGUAAUCUGCGACUCGUAUGUGAGACCUUGUACACUGGUACGAAUUUGUGACGAAUGUAAUUAUGGAUCUUACCAAGGCCGUUGCGUUAUCUGCGGAGGACCUGGUGUAUCUGAUGCAUAUUACUGCAAAGAAUGUACAAUUCAAGAAAAAGAUAGAGACGGGUGCCCGAAAAUUGUAAACCUGGGAAGUUCGAAAACGGAUCUAUUCUACGAAAGGAAAAAGUAUGGAUUUAAACGACGAUAGAUGUAAUUAUGUGUAUAAGUAUAGACUACAACAUCUCGGUAUCUGUAAGUUAUGAUGUGUGAAAUGAGAAUGAAUGAGGAUGGAACAUUGCGUUCUGUGUUUUUAUAAUAAACGGUUGAAUUAUAUUCGUACAUCUGUAUUUCGUUUUUAUUCUUAUUUAUGACGAGGCAACGAUAGGCAAAAUCAUUGGACCGGUUCCUAAUUACAUUUCCUGUCCGUCGAUCCCCUGCAGAGAUUUGGAUUUAGACAAGGGAUAAUUGGAAAAUGAAAGUUGAUCGUGAAAAGUUAUAUUUGAUUUUUAUUUAAAUAUAGCUCUAUUCAUUUGUCAUCAACAUUAUUCUACGAAUGAAUUAUGUUUUCCUAAUUUUUUUUACAAUUUGUUUUUGUCCUUGUACGUUAUAUUUGCACACAACGUACUUUAAAGUUUUUGAAUACGUUUAAAACCACAUAUCUAAAGAAAUAGUGUUAGAAGAAUAAUGCACGCAGAUCAAACAAUCUUUAUUAACAUAGAUGUUAUAUUUUGGCACGCAAUUUUGAGGGCACGAUUUUUGCUAAAGAAAAACUUGUCUUUCACCGUUUCACGAGUAUUAUAUAUGAGAGAACUUCUGCAAAGAGUUUUUUCCAAAAGACUGUA